UGUCUUGGCAGUCAGCAUUCAGGACGAUUCGACAAUUCAUAAACAAGCUUGACCCGCCGCUGAACGUUCAGUAACAUUGCGUGCAUUGCAUAGGUAGUUAGGGGUCAAAGACUGGCAAUAUUCUUCUCGCUUAAGGAGUGCAUUCAGUACCUCCCCUCCAACACUAUCGACUCAAUCUCAACAACUUCAGAUUCUCAUGAAUCCAGAGUUCUCCACCCCAUUCGUUAGGGUGGCUGUUCUUCUCAAGUUCCGCAAGAUCACGCUGUCGGUCUCCGGAGGGGGCGCAAAACCGCCUUAAUGGGGUUGGUACACCACGGCCUAGACCUGUUCAACUACGAUCAGGAAACCUGCUCUAACCAAGUUUUAAUCACUGCAAAAGAUACUCCGUCUAACAUUGAAUAUGACGAGUAUGUUGUAUACAAGCGGUCGGAGCAACCUGGAGCACCAUCCACCAAGCGGGAUCCCUGGGUGGACGAUGAGGACCACAUCACCCACCACUUUACUCGCGACGAUGCUUCGGGAACGGCUCUUUUUGACCUAGCCUUUCGGCGUGGCCAUAUGCUUGAUCGUGAAGUCGGUACAUUCCGUUGAACAGAGAGCAGUGAACUAAUAGUUUGAAGGGUAGUUUUCGAAAACCAAACGAUGAUGAAGCACCAUCAGCCGGAAUGGAAGGCCGAAUACGCCGGGUAAUCUGUUUUAAGCGCAAAACUAUUUACGACGGUGGUCGAGACAUUCUUAGCAUGACGGUUGAUGACCUGGCUGCCAUGAACCUUCACCCUGCCACGCUGCAGUACUCAACUCGAACUACCACAGAAUCUAGAUUUUGGUCAAAGGACAAAUCCCAGCUUAGUAUUAUUCUCGCAUUCUCAGAGAUGCCAAAGACGCCUUGUGACUUUCUGUCCAUGACAUACGAUGUCCACGAACGCUCCGCGACCAUCCUUGUCCGACAGUCAUGGGAGCCAAGACGACACAACCUCGAUGACCUCGACGAAUACGAUCAUCGUCUGGAGUCAUGCAGAAAUCAUUGGGCGCACCCUCUCAUCAUGCCUGUCGUGCUUCUCCAAGUGCAAUUUAUGCGAUGUGAAGAGGCUGUUAUCGAGAACAACUCCAACGUGGCUCAUUUGGAAUACGAUGUCAGCAACAUUGCCGGCUUUGAUGCUACAGAAACUGGGAGGCGUCUCAGUCGCACAUUCAGCAAUGGCAAGGAUGGCGAGAGAAUUGCGUGGGGCCCAAGCACCAUGACCAAACUCAUGAAAAGGGCACACGAAGUUCUCAAGGACACCAUCAAACUUCUGGAUACUAUUCGUUGGAUGGAGAGAGCUAUAAAAGUGUUGAUCUUGGCAGGAGACGAGUUGAAUGAACGAAUGGGAAACUACUCUAACUUCGGCAACGAUCUCAGUAUGUUGAGUCCCACGGUAAUCGACCCUCUGGGUGGACCUCCCGCAGUGAGUCCAGUUCUGCCUCCCAGAGAUCUCCCUAGGCUUCGAUUUCCCGAUGGAGUGACGGAUGGAGAUUCAUUGGGACCCCAUUGGCAUGAGAUCAGACAGUAUCUCGACGGUUUACUGCGUCUUUGCAUGGGUCUUGAGACGGAUAGGCGCAUGUCGGAGGCCAGAUGCCGUGCUCAGAUCGAUAUGAUUUACAGUAAGAUGGCCCAAGAAGACAAUAUCCUGAACGCCCGAAUGGCUGUAGCAUCAUCACGUGACAGUUCCUCGAUGAAAGCUCUCGCCGUGAUAACCGCCAUCUUUCUACCCGGCGAAUUUCUUGGAACUCUGUUCGGCAUGUCCAUGUUUGACUGGCUUGGCCCAGAUGAAGAAGACGACGAUUCCUCGAGACCUAUGACAGAUCAAGUCAAGGUGAACCGCUUCGGAAAACACUUUUGGAACUAUUGGGCGGCCGCGAUCCCACUCACUCUUCUGAUUUUGUUCGUCUGGCGAGCUUGGUGGGUUACCCAAGAUCGAUAUUUCAGACGUCAUCUUUCGCAAGAACUUAGCGAGGAGCGUUUCUGGACCGCUGAUGGAAAGCCGCGCAAGCUAGAACGAAGUUUCAUUUGGGAUUUCUUCUACCUUUCAGCGAGGCGUGAUGAGAAACCACGGCCAGCAGAUGACUUGGCUGAACUGGAGACCAUCCAUUCUGGGGGGAAGGAAUGGAAUGAUGGGGGUUUGACUGGGGCUACUAAUAUGAGGCAGAGACAGGUUUUGGAAACGAGGAAAUGGAGUCUUCAUCAGGGAGGGACGAAUGUCACAGUUUAGAUACAGAUAUAGAGGGAAUCACUUUCAAGCCCUCUAUGAUUGCGGUUGUUACUGUUGAGUAUGUUUAAUCUCAAGAGAUGUUGUAUAUGUUUUAGGUAUUUUUUAUAUAGUAUUUGAUAAUUAGGCAAAGAAUAUCACAAUUAUUGUUUUCGAAAGACAACUUACAGUA
Messenger RNA from Fusarium verticillioides 7600, 2418 nucleotides. RefSeq lists its product as hypothetical. The coding region runs from base 666 to 2249 and encodes 527 amino acids. The record is from RefSeq and is a predicted model, not a curated record. NCBI's taxonomy places the organism in Eukaryota, Fungi, Ascomycota, Sordariomycetes, Hypocreales, Nectriaceae. The transcript has 4 exons.